Messenger RNA from Carica papaya (papaya), 3092 nucleotides. Lineage: Eukaryota; Viridiplantae; Streptophyta; Magnoliopsida; Brassicales; Caricaceae. The record is from RefSeq and is a predicted model, not a curated record.
GAGGAUUUCAUGCAUCACAUGAGCAGGACAGGUCUUGUCCCUAAUUCUAUUACUUUUGAUUGUAUUAUAAAUGGGUACGGAAGUUUGGGUAAUGCGUUAAAAGCAUUUUCUAUGUUUGAUAAAAUGAUCGAGCUUGGAAAUCACCCGAGUUUUCUAACAUAUGGUAGCUUACUGAAAGGACUGUGCAAAGGUGGAAAUUUGAGGGAGGCAAACAAAUUUUUGAAUAAAAUCCGUAAUAUUCCUUCAGCUGUGGAUACUGUGGCCUACAAUACAAUAAUUUCCGGGACUUGCAAAUUAGGGAAGCUGCAGGAGGCUGUUUCCCUCUUUAAUGAGAUGGUGGAGUGUGAUGUGCUACCUGAUCAUUACACAUAUGCUAGUCUGUUUACUGGGUUAUGUAGAAAGCGCAAAGUGGUUGCUGCUGUCCUAUUUUAUGAUAAUGUAAUGACAAACAGAAAUUUGUCUCUAGAUCAGGUAAUUUACAGCUCUUUGGUUAAUGGUUUCUUCAAGGCUGGCCAAUGGAAGGCUGCUUUGUGUAUUUAUGAGCAGAUGGAAAAUGAAGGUAUUUUCCCUGACUUGGUUAUCUAUAAUGUACUUCUAGAUGGAUAUUCAAGGAUGGGAAAAAUGGUGGAGGCAACCAAUCUCUUCUCUAGAAUGAGUCGUCAAAAUCUGUCCCCUGGUUUGGCUACAUACAAUAUUCUCUUGCAUGGAUAUUCCAAGAAGAAAGAUAUGUUGCAAUUCUUUCGUUUGUACAAAACCAUGAUGAAGAGUGGUAUUUUGCCUGAUAAGUUGACAUGCCAUUCUCUCAUUCUUGGACUUUGCAGAUCUGGUAUGUUGGAAGUUGGUGUUAAGAUCUUGAGGAAAUUUGUAUGUGAAGGUACUGAGGUUGAUUGCUUUACAUUCAAUGUGCUUGUCAGUGAGUGUUGUCUAAGAGGUGAGAUGCGGAAGGCCUCUGACUUGGUUAGUAUCAUGAAUGUACUGGGAGUGCCUGUCAAUAUAAAUACCUAUACUGCCAUCGUUUCUGGACUCAACAAAACCCACGCAUUUCAAGAAUCUCGUAUUCUUUUGCAUGAAAUGUCAAAGAGAGGUUUCCUUCCCCAGUGCACCAAGUAUAUCACUUUGAUAAAUGCUCUUUGCAGAAUGGGAGAUAUGCAAAGUGCAUUCAGGCUAAAAGAUGAGAUGGUGGCAUUUGGAAUAAGUUCCCGGGAUGUUGCUGAGAGUGCUAUUGUAAGAGGUCUUGCCAAAUGUGGGAAGGUUGAAGAAGCAAUGCUGGUUCUUCAGAGCAUGCUUCAGGGUCAGCUUAUUCCAACUAUUGCUUCAUUUACAACUCUAAUGCACAUGUUUUGCAAGGAAGCUAAUCUUGUGGAGGCUCUGAAGUUAAGGAAUGUGAUGAGGCUUUGUGAUCUGAAACUUGAUAUUGUUGCCUACAAUGUUCUAAUUUCAGGCCUUUGUGCUAAUGGUGAUCUGGCAGCUGCUUUUGAACUCUAUAAAGAGAUGAAGCAAAGCGGUCUUUGGGCCAACAUAACAACAUAUACUGUUCUGGUUAAUGCCAUUCUUUUCCAGGGAAAUUGUGAUGUCGAAGCUGACACUCUUUUGAAGGAUUUACAUGAGAGAGGAUUGUUAUCUAUGAACUGGGAGGGAUGCUGCCAACAUUUGGAUGAGUGUCUGAUAACCGCAGUUGAAAGAUUGAAGUCCUUGCAGCGAAAAAAGAAGAGAUAACGUUAACACAUGAAAGAGGUGUGGAUACACAAAAUAUCACCAGUAUUCUGGAAGCAUAAUCCCAUAUGUGGGUGAAGCAAGCUCCUUUGUGUUGACAUUUUUCUUGGAUGUCCAUGAUCUGGUCUGUGCAAUGCUCUUCCGGGGCUCAAAUUCUGCUGCUUUUUCAAACCAUUUAAAAGUACUCUUACCUCUUCUUUGUCCGGUGAAAUUGCAGUUUGCUUUGCUUCUAUAUCAUGGGAAAUAUGACUCGCUGGUUCCAUUGUCAUUCUGUUGGCAAAGAGGUACAGAAAGUAGGUGCCUAUGCGUGCUAGGUCUUCCUGGUGGAUAAAGGAUGACAAUGUCACUUUGUUAGUUACAUGUGCUUACAGGACUUGGGAAGAGGGUGCAGAGUGCAGUGAAGGGGAAGGAAAAGAGUUCACAUUUUAUAGAGCAUGCCAGCGGCGGCCUCACGCGGUAUUCAGAUGUUCCAUGAGUUGGCUUACUCGUAGAUGAUAUGAUAAGCUUUAAAAAUAAGAUCCUUGCUUGGAAUAUUAGGUGAAGCAAAAAUGAGGUAUCCCAUCUGGACCUGCACCAUUAUUUGUCUUAUUCCCACCAGAUAAAAUAUGCUGGUUUAGGGCUGUUCCUUACUGUUUGUGUUAGCAACAAGUUUCGAAGGUGAUGGCAUGUUGUCGCAAACUAUGAGAUGAAGUACUCUGGACUUAUUGACUAGUGCUGUCAUGUGCUUUGCCAUUCAAGGCGAGGAUUGAUGAUCUGUUUUUGCCUUAUCCUUAAAUCAUUCUGUAAGUGAAGCUAAUAUCAAAACCAAUGUACUUGUUCAAACCUAAUCGUUCUUCUAAUGACAUCCAUCUCUUCUUUGUCAAAACAUUUCGGGAAAAAGAGAUUUCUCAUGAAUAGCAUCGAAACAAGUUCUUGUUCUUUUUACUAAAAGAAAAUGGUGGGAAGUGUUACCCAAUAUAGACACCUUCUUUGGGCAUGAUCGGGAAUUCUCGUUUUCUAUUAAAUGUUGGGUUUGAGUUAUCGUUUUUAUCUUUAUAGUGAGCCUGUGACUGCUGCCUUAAAUUCCCUCCCAACAGCGGGUAGACUCUAAUUGUACACGGUUUGAACCCAUGAUUCCCUGUGAAAAGAAUGGAGCGAUUUACCACCUGGGCUACCGUUGCGCUGCAAAGCAAGCUUCUUGUUGAAGAAAUAAAGUUGGGAACCCGAUGAUUAUUACUUGCAAAGUCCCAGGCUUGCUUUCCAAUGGAGCACAAGCAUUAGAGUUUCCUUGAUUUGGUAACCUUUUCUAUUUAGUUUGUUGUUUACUAAGCACAAUGUCUUGCUGUUGGUGUGGCAGACAGAAUCUAGCAAUUAAUGGGAAUAAACUUGGUGUACUUAAA